Molecule: messenger RNA, 2357 nt
Organism: Saprolegnia parasitica CBS 223.65
Lineage: Eukaryota; Oomycota; Saprolegniomycetes; Saprolegniales; Saprolegniaceae
Product: TKL protein kinase
Exons: 6
Coding region: 88-2259 (723 amino acids)
Biological process (GO): protein phosphorylation
Molecular function (GO): ATP binding; protein binding; protein kinase activity
Source: RefSeq, a predicted model, not a curated record
GCGCAAGUCCCAGGAGCCCGGCGCUUGAGCGAUGCGGCAGCUGUCAGCGUCGACGCUGACGUCCAGCACCUCACUGAGGAGCGCGCGAUGCACCCCACGCAGUCCAAGCCGGUCCUCAACCCGUACGAAGCGCGCAUCCAGCAGCUCGAGCGCGAGCUGGAGGAGACCAAGGCCAAGCUCGAGAAGGAGAAGCACGAGCGGGCCGCCGAGGUCGAAUCGCUCACACGCCGGCAUGAGACCGAGCUCGAGCUCUACGCUGCGCAAGUCGCAGGAGCCCGGCGCUUGGGUGAUGCUGCCAGCGCUGUCGUCCAGCGCCUCACCGAGGUGCGCGCACUGCAUCUCAUGCAGCAGCGACUCAACUCGGUCAUGGAAGUCGACGACGCCACGUUCGAGUACAUCUCGGGUCCCCUAGACUUUGACAAACGCGACUUUCCGUUCACUCGGUUCACGCCCGGUCGGCUCCGGAACGGGACGCUCGUGCUGCGCAUCCAGCUCGAGAAUAGCUUUAAAGGCGACGAGGACGUUCUUCUGCGCGUCAAGAAGACCCUAGCCAUCAUGCAAGCGCUCAACGGCGGCGACGGUACGCUCAUGCGCCUCAUCGGCGCCAGCAACCUCGACUCGGACGACCCGAUCGCGUACGUCGAGUACGUCACGGGCAUGACCCUCAAAGAGUACCUCAUGAGCAAGCACGACGCGACGUGGCCCGAGAAGCUAUGGAUCGCGUCUCAAAUCGCAAAGGCUAUUACUCACAUCCACAACCUCGGGUUGAUGCACCGCGACGUCUCGUGGUCGUAUGUCUUCGUCGAUGACAGCGGCAACGUCAAGGUCUUUGCUGGCUUCAAGAUGCGCCAGGUCCAGGCGUACGAGACGUACCUCACCAAGGGUAUCACGGAGGCUCGGUGGGGCGCCCCCGAGAUACUGCCAAAGCCUCAAGGCGGCGCCAACGCCAAGCUGAACAGCAGCGCCACGGCGUACACGGACAAGAUCGACAUCUUCGGCCUCGGUCUCAUUUUGAUCUCGCUCGUGACGCGCGACGUCCCGUUCGGCUACGUGCUGAAGACCUCUGGGCGACGGACUCCCAUCGAUGACAACCUUGUCACUACCUGGCUGAAGAAGCGCGAGACGGCGAUCCCGAUGCUGACGCAGUCGUUCGACGAUGACUACGCAUGUCCGUCCGAAGAGUACAAGAAGCUCGCGUUGGAGUGCAUCCAGUUCGACCCCGAACUUCGGCCGACGGCGCCCGAGAUUGUCCGCCGGCUCGAGAUGAUCCGCCAAGCGUACGGCGGCGGUGGCUUUACGACGCCCGAUGUCACCACGGUCGACCUCACGAUCGCGGUCCUCAAGACAUCUCGGAUGCGACACCCAACAUUGUUUGGGACCCCGUAUGAAAUGUGGUGUGAACUUCACAUCUGCGACGAGACCCGCGACCCGAUUCAGCUUCAGCCCGUCACCGGCACCUUUCAGCAUCUUUUCAACCAGUAUGCGACGCUGCACGACAUUGAGCCGCUUGCGCACACAAUCGCUAUCUUCCUCAAGACGUCGAGCUGUUUUUCACCAAGACGAUGGGGAAGCUUGACGGCGGUGCGGACAAAGACGUGUCCCAUCUUCAAGGAAGGUGACAUCGUCGGCUUCUUGGACGUUGCUGUGCAGUUUGGAGAGCGUCUCCGCGGGUACCUCGAGCUCUUUGAGCGGCGGACGACCGAGUACUUGCGCAACACCGAAGUCGGGCCGUCAACGCUCGAUCUCCGCAAGAAGCGUGACGUGGCCGCACAAGCGCUCGCGUCACCCCCGCCCAUCGACUCCCCACGCCCCACGCCCCUCGACAGGAUCAACGGGACCGAAGCCGCCGCCGCUCCGCCGCUCGCUCGUGUGGUCAAUAACGUGCCGUCGGUGGCGGGACUGACGGCGUCGGCCGCGCGGCUUGAAGCGCUUUGUCGAGAGAUGCGUCUCUACACGGCUGCAAGCAACGGCGAGCUCGAUGAAGUUGACACGCUUCUGCAAGAGGGUGUCGAUCCAAACUGCUGCGAGACGCUGUUGGCUCGCGCGCCCCUGCACUGUGCAAGCUCGCGGGGCAAUGUGGUCAUCGUGGAAAGCCUGCUCCAAGCCAACGCCGACGUCAACGUCUUGGAUGCGAACGGCUGCUCUCCGCUGGACUUGGCCACGACCUCUGGUCACCUCGACGUAUGUGCGCUACUUCAAGCCACAGUCGCUUCCGAGUCGGACCUGUUGUCGAGUUUUCGCGAGGUGGUAGCUCAUUAGUGUUGUCUGUUGUCGUCGGGUCGAAGGUAUCGCGCUGGUUCCUUGAGCAUCCUGCCUCUAAACCAGGGGUACUAUAAUCCCCCUUGCUCUAAACGGUC